AUUUCCAUUGCAAGCACUUUUCGACCAACUGUGGAUUUGUCUAUCGGUGGUGACUCGUUGAUAUUGCUAGCAGCUGGUUAAUUGGCCCAGAAUGUUUCGCUAUAAUCGCCAACAACUGUUUUUGGUCGAGCUCUUCGUUUAUUUUUGCAGAGGAAUAAAAGCCAUCGUAGGGCGUAACUGGCCCAACAGAAGGGUUUGUAAUGGCCGAGGAGAAGCAUCGUAUGUUGUUCCAAGACCAGGAUCCCGGUCAGGAUCUGCAGAAACAGCGACCCAUGUCCUUGUCGCCAUCGGAACCGCCUACCUACGAUAAUGCAAUGCAAAAGUCCGCGAUUCAGGAGAGUUUGAACUACUCCACCGAUCGUCGAAGAACUGUUUUUGCAGAACCCCAACAUCUAAGGUCCAGGGUGGAGGAGAUGCCUUUGCACCAAAUGGAGGACGAGGUGAGCGUGCAAUCGGAACGAUUAGCAAUGCCACCAGUGAGAAAUUUCUUUAUCCUAAGCCCGCAACCCAAACUGGGUAACCAGGCGAUGGACAUCGUGUGCCCAGCUUGUGGUCAACGGGGAGUCACCCGUUUGAAGAGGUCACCUAAUGCUCGGACCAACCUUUGGGCCAUCUACUUGUGCACUUUUGGUUGGUGCUGCUGCGCUUGCUUGUUUCCGUAUCUAUGGAAUGGCUGCCGGACAACGAAUCAUUACUGCUCCGUCUGCGAGAUCUUCCUGGGCGCACAUUAUCCGCGGAGCUGCUGCUGCCGGCGGCUGUAGUCCGGAAAUAUCCAGCAGGAUCGCAGCCCGGAAUCCGGCCGCUAAUUGUGAAAGUUUUCCGUGUGUGCGAAUAAAGCUGAGUGGGCGGCACGCGCUUCUGACCACAAGGACUCGGCGCUUAUUCGCUUGUAAUGAGUAACGCAGUGCCGGACGCGGCCGGAAAUUGUGCGACGUCAAAUCGAAUUGCCUACCUAAGCCCAUCGUCCUGCGUCCUUCGUCCUCAAUCCGCAAUCCACAAUC
Messenger RNA from Drosophila mauritiana, 1001 nucleotides. RefSeq names its product lipopolysaccharide-induced tumor necrosis factor-alpha factor homolog. NCBI's taxonomy places the organism in Eukaryota, Metazoa, Arthropoda, Insecta, Diptera, Drosophilidae. The transcript is spliced from 3 exons. The record is from RefSeq and is a predicted model, not a curated record. Gene Ontology annotation, molecular function: zinc ion binding. Bases 201 to 761 code for a protein of 186 amino acids.